Messenger RNA from Cynocephalus volans (Philippine flying lemur), 1130 nucleotides. RefSeq names its product proline-serine-threonine phosphatase interacting protein 2 (gene PSTPIP2). Gene Ontology annotation, biological process: actin filament polymerization. The coding region runs from base 118 to 1122 and encodes 334 amino acids. Gene Ontology annotation, molecular function: actin filament binding. The record is from RefSeq and is a predicted model, not a curated record. The transcript has 14 exons. Gene Ontology annotation, cellular component: plasma membrane; cytoplasm; actin filament. NCBI's taxonomy places the organism in Eukaryota, Metazoa, Chordata, Mammalia, Dermoptera, Cynocephalidae.
UGCGGGGGCGGGACGGCGGGCGGUGACAGCCAGGCGGGCGGUGACAGCCAGGCCCCCGGCGCGCUCCCGCCCGCUGCGCGCACCGACUCUGCUCCGCGCCCACCGACUCCCGCCGGCAUGUCGCGCUCACUGUUCAAGGGAAACUUCUGGAAUGAGGACAUCCUCAGCACCAUCGGCUACGACAGCAUAAUCCAGCAUCUGAACAAUGGCCGUAAGAACUGCAAGGAGUUUGAAGAGUUUUUGAAAGAAAGGGCAGCGAUUGAAGAGAAAUAUGGCAAAGAUCUGCUCAACCUCUCUAGGAAGAAGCCAUGUGGGCAGUCUGAGAUCAACACCCUGAAGCAGGCCCUCAAAGUCUUCAAGCAGCAAGUAGACAGUGUGGCACAAUGUCACAUUCGGCUUGCGCAGACUCUAAGAGAAGAGGCCAGGAAGAUGGAAGAAUUCAGGGAAAAGCAGAAGCUACAAAGGAAAAAGACAGAGCUCGUAAUGGAUGCUGUCCAUAAACAAAAGAGCUUACAAUUCAAGAAAACCAUGGAAGCAAAGAAGAACUAUGAGCAGAAAUGCCGAGACAAAGAUGAGGCAGAACAAGCUGUCAACCGGACCGCCAACCUGGUAAACCCAAAGCAACAAGAAAAGCUUUUUGUGAAACUGGCAACUUCAAAGACUGCAGUAGAGGACUCUGACAAAGCGUACAUGCUGCACGUCAACAUGCUGGAUAAGGUCCGGGAAGAAUGGCAGAGCGAGCACAUCAAGGCCUGCGAGGUGUUUGAGGCUCAAGAAUGUGAACGAAUAAACUUCUUCCGGAAUGCAUUGUGGUUACAUGUAAAUCAGCUGUCACAACAAUGUGUCACAAGUGAUGAUAUGUGUGAACAAGUUCGUAAGAGUUUAGAACUGUGCAGCAUUGAGAAGGACAUUGAAUUCUUUGUGAAUCAACGCAAGACUGGACAGACUCCACCAGCACCCAUCAAGUAUGAGAAUUUCUACUGCCCCCAGAAGAAUGCAGCCUCACCAGGAAAGGCUAGUGGGCCUAACUUGGCAAGGAGAGGACCUCUCCCAAUUCCUAAAAGUUUACCAGAUGACCCUGAUUAUUCUUUGAUUGAUAACUAUAGUUUGCUCUAUCAGUAACAUUAAUG